Molecule: messenger RNA, 2239 nt
Organism: Drosophila simulans
Lineage: Eukaryota; Metazoa; Arthropoda; Insecta; Diptera; Drosophilidae
Product: solute carrier family 22 member 3
Exons: 4
Coding region: 223-2121 (632 amino acids)
Biological process (GO): transmembrane transport
Molecular function (GO): transmembrane transporter activity
Source: RefSeq, a predicted model, not a curated record
AUAGAUGUUAAAAACGCGGAGAAAACAAACCUAAUAAUAAGACAUCACCCAGACGGAGCGCAAAAUCUCCGACUAAUUUGCACCAAUUUGAGGUACAACUAAACGGAAGAGCAAACAUAAUUUUCCCUCCAGUCAUUCCAAGCCCAUGGGAUCGAUGAAAAAUUAGCAAACUCAGUACGCGUACGUACGGCGAGGUGUAAGCUCCGAUCGGUUAGCACAGACAUGACGGAUUCGCAGUCGACGGGUAGCUUUCCGAGGAAGUCCUCCCCAGAACUGGACGUGGUCGAGCAGGUGAACGGCAGCUUUGGCCGCUGGCAGUUGCGCACCAUCCUGCUGAUAUUCCUCUGCAAGAUUCCCAGCGCCUGGUUCACGGCCAUCAUUAUCUAUACGGCGCCGUAUCCCUGGAAGGGGGAACUCGUCUGUCACCCGGCCGAUUGGAAUGUUAGCCGGUCCCAGGCGGAGCAUGUUGAUCGGAACCAUCCCCUCUGGCAGGAUGCUCGCAGCACGGAUCGACUCUUUAAUGUGGACGUAUGCAAUGCCUAUUCAAAUUCCCUGGCCCGAGGAUUCGUGCGUAGUCAUGGUCAGGAGUGGAACGCCUCGGAGUCGAAGGAACCAGGUAGCCAGUCGUCGCUGCCCUGUGAGCACGUAGAGCACCGAACUGACUACAAGUCCCUGAUCAGUCAGUUCGAUCUAAUCUGCUCCCGUCGCGUUCUUGUGGCUCUGACGCAAUCUUUUCACGCACUUGGUGCCCUGAUUGGCGGACUCAUGGCCUACUCCGCGCUCAAGAAAAUCAGUCCGCGUCGCUUGAUGUUGCUGGGCAUGAUUGGACAGAUAUUUUGUGGUAAUCUCACCGGCUUGGUGGACACCUAUCAGUUGCACAUCUACUUCCGCUGUCUCACUUCCAUAUUUUGUGCUCUCAUGUACACUUCCGGGCAAUUUAUAUUGAACGACAUCACAUCGGGUAAAGCUCGCAUCAUAGUGGUCACCUUAUCGGAGCUCUUCUGGUCUAUGGGUCUCGUCCUGCUGCCCGCCAUAUCGAUAUAUUUCGACAACUGGAGCUACCUGUAUGUGGCCAUCUCGUCCUCCCUCAUUGUGCUGGUAUGGCUGCAUCGUUGGAUAGCUGAUGCUCCUCGCUGGCUGCUCCAACAUCAGCGGGUGGAGGCUGCGCUGCGUCAGCUGCUGGAAUCAGCCACAUACAAUAACCGGAAGGUUCCACUUACCCUCGAUGUGCAGCUCACGAUGUACGCCAAUGACCUGGACCAGAAAUCCAAACAGAAGCACAGCUACUGCCAAGUUUGGGAUGGCGAGACGAAGCGUAGCCAGCUCGUUUACAUCCACCUGAUCUGGGGUGGUGCUAUGGUGCUGUACAACAUCAUUCUGCUGAUGAUUCGAAACCUGGGCGCCCAACAAGUGCAUGUGAACACAGCGGCCAUGGGAUUUGCUGAGAUGGUGGGCCUUUUUGUGGGUCUCUACCUGAUCCUGUACACGCGUCGUCAUUGGCGAUGGGCAGGAAAUCUGAUGAUUAUAGCUGGUCUCAGCACCUAUCUGAUCUGGUUGCUGCCCGAAACUGAACGCAAUUCGCGUCGCGUGGGACUGGAACUGGUGUUUUGGCUUAUAUUGAAGAUAGCCAACUCCGCCUCGAUUGCAGUGCUGACCACCUGCACCAGUGAGAUUGUGUCCAAGGAAAAGCGUGUGGUCCUUAUGCUUUCCGUGAUCUCAUUUAGCCGCGUGUGCCUGCUCUUCUGCCCGUUUCUGAGUUGUCUCACUGUCAUCCACCACCUGGUCCCCAUCACCAUUCUAGCCACCAUGGGCUGGAUUUACGGCUUGGCCCUGCGCCGCCUGAACCGCUACUACUGGAACACGGAGCAGCCCCAGAUCAGCCAGGUGCCCACGCCCAACACCUAUCGGCGACAGUCGGCCAUCAUCCUGCGCCGCUGCAGCACUGUGAGUUCGGAUUGCAGUGCCUACAGCAAUGAGCUUCUCAGCAACUUCGAGCGGAACAUGGCAGUUAGCAUAGCCGAUAUUUGGCACAUUAAUUUCCAUCCCUCCAGCGAGAUCGAGAUGGAAGUGGAUCAGAGUGGUCCGGAAGCUCACAGAGCGCACAGCUCGGAAACCAUUUGAAGAGCUUUUGCGGAGCCCGAAAGUAGGCUUUGAUCGAUCUUAAGAUAUUAAGUGAUUUGUAUAAAGUGUACACUCAACUAUUCGGUGAUUUUUAAAAUAAAUGUUAUAUUAUGUAUAA